Scaptodrosophila lebanonensis is the source of this 3780-nucleotide messenger RNA. It is a transcript of the gene Oseg1, whose product is annotated as intraflagellar transport protein 122 homolog. Gene Ontology annotation, molecular function: protein binding. Gene Ontology annotation, cellular component: intraciliary transport particle A; non-motile cilium. The transcript is spliced from 11 exons. Gene Ontology annotation, biological process: protein localization to cilium; non-motile cilium assembly; intraciliary retrograde transport. Lineage: Eukaryota; Metazoa; Arthropoda; Insecta; Diptera; Drosophilidae. Bases 166 to 3678 code for a protein of 1170 amino acids. The record is from RefSeq and is a predicted model, not a curated record.
AAGAACAGGUACAUAAUCAAGAAGCCACUUAUCGAUAUCGAUAGACGUGAUGUGCAAAAGUACUGGCGCCACCGUUGUCAUGGAAAUGAUGCACCAAGCCAAAUAAAAACAUUAGAAAAAUUCAAUUAUGCAGCAGGUAUAGCCGUCCUUUGAGUUUUUGAAAAAAUGCGUGGUGUGCUCAAAUGGUUGGAGCGUAUCGAGUUUCCCAAUGGCAAGGAUGAGCAAACCAGCGUUCAUGCCGUUUGUUAUUCGCCGGAUGGUAAUCAAUUAAUUGUGGCAGCUGGAGACCGUCUACUUAUCUACGAUCCCAACAAUGGCUCUCUGCUCAAUACCCUCAAAGCUCACAAGGAUAUUGUCAAUUGUGUGGCCUAUUCCCGCGAUGGCAAGCGAUUUGCCAGCGGCGCCGCUGAUAAAAUGGUCAUUGUGUGGUCACCACAGCUGGAGGGGCUGCUCAAAUAUUCCCACGGAGAUUCCAUACAGUGUAUGUGCUUCAAUCCUAUCUCGCAUCAUUUGGCCUCCUGCUCCAUCUCGGAUUUUGCCUUCUGGUCAGCAGAUCAGAAAGCGGUACAAAAGUACAAGAUAUCUGCGCGGGUGAAUGCCUGCUCCUGGACCAAUGAUGGCCAAUACUUGGUUUUAGGGUUGGCCAACGGCACUAUAUCCAUACGCAAUAAAUUGGGAGAAGAGAAGGGACGCAUUGAUCGGCCAGGUGGCCCAAAUAGCACCGUCUUUGGGGUGCAGUGCUGUCCAGCCAGCGGAAGCGGCAACUCCGUGGAUACCAUUGCCGUUGCGGAUUGGGGUCAGACGCUAUCAUUUCACACGCUCAGUGGCCAGAUGAUAGGCAAGGAGCGUGCUCUUGGCUUUGAGCCACUUUGCCUACAGUAUUUCCCCAAUGGAGAAUUUUGUUUGGUUGGCGGUUGCACGGGCUCCUUGCAUUUCUUUACUCGUGACGGAGUGCGUCUGGGAACACUUGGCGACGGAUUCGACUCAUGGAUUUGGGCGGUCGCCUUGCAUCCUAAUGGACAGUCGUAUGCAUUUGGCUGUCAGGACGGCACGCUGGCAUGCUUUAACAUUGCCUCCAGCACUGUGCACGCGCUUUAUCGCGAACGGUAUGCCUUUCGUGAGAACAUGUGCGAUGUGAUAAUCCAGCAUUUGAUAUCGGGCCAGAAGGUGCGCAUUAAGUGUCGAGAUUUGGUACAGAAAAUUGCCAUCUAUCGCAAUCGUUUGGCUGUUCAGCUGCCGGAGCGUGUGGUACUGUACGAGCUCAGCUCUGGCGAAGAUCAGCCAAUGCAUUACAAGGUAAAAGAGAAGAUACAAAAGAAGUUCGACUGCAGUUUGUUGGUGGUCUGUGGACGCCACAUUGUGCUCUGCCAAGAAAAACGAUUACAGUGUCUAGACUUUUCGGGCACACUGGAGCGCGAGUGGAUGAUGCUUGCCUUUAUACGCUACAUAAAAGUGACGGGUGGACCCGUGGGACGUGAAGGUCUCAUGGUGGGUCUAAAGAAUGGUCAAGUGUUUCGUAUAUUUCUGGACAACUCGUUGCCUUUGUUGAUUACCACGGUGGUGUCUGCGGUGCGUUGCUUGGACAUCAAUUCUGUUCGCAGCAAAAUAGCUGUUGUCGAUGAUGCUGGUCGCCUGUUGGUUCGUGACAUAGUUAACGAUACUAUGCUGUAUCAGGACUCGGGCGUCAAUUCGGUUACCUGGAACACACAUUUAGAUAGCAUGCUGUGCUAUACCCAUACCACCGGAGGAUUAAGCGUUCGUGUCGGAAACUUACCACCGCGUGCACCACAGAAUAUGCAUGGAGUGGUUGUGGGGCUAUGUGGUGCCACUGCUUUUUGUCUACGUGGGAACAUUAUGCAUAAUACGCCCCUAGCACUGGGCGCAACCAUGUGGCAGUUCAUAGAAGCGGGCCUGUUUGACGAAGCAUAUCAGGUCGCCUGUCUAGGCGUUACCACAAGUGACUGGGAGGGCCUGGCCCAAUCCGCAUUGGAGGCGCUUCAUAUAAACAUAGCGCGGAAUGCUUAUGUCAAGAUACGCAAUCUUCCCUGGUUGCAGCUCAUAGCUGAGCUGCGUGAACAACAGCAGCGCUCUGCAGUGCCUAAGGAGGUGUUGAUGGCGGAGAAUUGUGCUUUUGCUGGUAAAUUCAAGGAGGCCGCACGCCUUUUUCUAAAGUGCGACCACACGCAGCGUGCCCUUGAAAUGUACACAGAUCUGCGUAUGUUCGAUUUGGCACAGGAGUACCUUAAGGAUGGUAGCGAGGCGGAGAAACGCGAACUGGUGUGCAAACGCGCUGAAUGGGCGUAUUCGGUGAGGGAACCGCGAGCUGCUGCCGAACUGUUGCUCUCAGCUGGCGAACAUCAAAAAGCCAUCGAUAUUGUAGCCGAACAAGGAUGGGCCGAUGUCCUCUAUGAUAUCGGACGUCGUUUGAGCUUAAGUGAACGCGAUGCUCUACAAUCGGUGGCCCAGAACUUGAAAACUUUAAAGGCUCUGCCAUUGGCAUCUGAGAUAUUUAAAAAGUUGGGUGAUGAGGCGCAAGUGGUUCAGUUACAUGUAGAGGAGCACGAUUGGAAUGAAGCGUUUCGCUUGGCCGAAUCUCUACCGGAUCUGUUACCCACAGUCCACUAUCAACAUGCGCAAUGGCUGGCGGAAACGGAUCAAUUCAUUGAAGCACAUCAAGCCUAUUUAAAGGCCGGUCGUACUAAGGAUGCCAAUCGGUUGCUGAAACAUCUCAGCAAUACUGCCAUAGCUGAGGAACGUUAUCUGGACACAAGUUACUUUUAUUUUCUGCUGGCCAGGCAAUAUUUGGACAUGUACCACGAAAAGGCAAAUCAAAAUCCUAUUGAUCAUCAUCUGAAUGAGUACAAAAAUCAUAUGCGCAUUGCCAAAGUUUAUUAUGCCUACAGUGUCAUAUAUAAUUAUAUGAAGGAGCCCUUCACCACACACUCCCCAGUAAGUCUUUUUAAUGUGAGCCGUUUCAUAUUGAACGAAGUGGAACAUAAGGGCGCGCCCAAAGGAGUGAGCAUGUUUUCCGUGCUCUUUACGCUAGCCAAGCAGGCAAAAUUUCUACAGGCCAACAAGUUGUGCCUUUUGGUCAACAAACGUUUGCAGUCCUUAAAGCCACCAGCUGGCGUGCAGGAACAAAUUGAUAUCAAUUUCCUAAAUAGCAAAGCCUGUAAAAGUGGCUUCAAUGAUCCCGAGGAAUUGUUGCCUUUGUGCUACAAAUGUUCCAACUAUAGUCAGCAUUUAAACAACAAUAGUUGCCCCACCUGCAAACAGGACUACAUAUUCUCAUUUGUUUCAUUUGAAAUCCUGCCCUUAGUACAAUUUUAUCCCGAAGUGGAUAUCUCGGAUGCGGAGGCUGAACGCCUGCUCUUGGCACCCGCCAAGUCUGGUGAGGAUGCGGAUCCCUUCAAUGAGGAUGUGGCCAGUGCUUUACCUUUAAGCUUAGAUCGCAACGCCCUGCGUGCCAUUGAUCCGAAUCAUGUAUUAAUACUCAAGCGUCAUGACAAAAAUGUGCGCAAUAUUUAUUAUCGCAACAUAUUGCCGGAUCUUCAAAUUACUUACUGUCCGGAGUGUUUUCUUCUGUUCUAUGCCGAAGACUUUGAGCUGCAAGCGUUGCAAAAAGGUUACUGUCCAUUUUGCCGCACGCCAACCGAUAAGCUGCUGGAAGGCUUUUAAAAAGGAUCUUAAUUUAAUAUAAAUCUGUUAAUUUACAUUCAAUUUCCGUCCAGUACUUAUUUAAUUUGUCUACAUUAAAAUAUAUUUUGUGCAUACUAGGAA